AUGACACAAGUCGACGGAAAGCUGGGAGAAAAACAAUCUACAACGAGCACGACUACCCGGGAUGACAAUGACAAAACAUACAAUACGGCUGAAGCGUUUCCUAGACUUCAACUGCGCGAAGAGAAAGAUCGACAGCUACAAAGCCUAACGUACUAUUCUUCAAAUCCUGCUGCGCGAUUCAUUCCUCUGGGCAUUUGCGAAGGAGAUUGUGACGAAGAUUCGGACUGCGCAGCAGGGCUCAUUUGUUUUCAAAGAGAUCGAGGAGGAAUCCCGGUUCCAGGUUGUUCGGGAAAUGACAACGCGAGAAACGAUUACUGCAUCAGAGACCCAAAUCAACAGCCGGCUACCCCACAACCCUCACCAAAGCCAACUCCACAACCCUCCAAUUUUCCAUCGCCGAAACCAACUACCAAGCCAACGUCCAAACCAACUACCAAGCCAACGUCCAAACCAACAGCGAAACCCACCACAAAACCCACCACAAAGCCAUCUCCAGGCCCUACUUCCGCCCCAGUCAACGCGCCAACGCCACCCCCGGUACCUCCUCCAACUCAUCCCGCAAUGCCAGUUCCCGCUGCAGCGAAUAUACCCGUUUCUCUUGUGGGAAACAAUGGGAGGCCCGAGCUUGGGUUCCCCCUGCUACAAUGUCAAGGGGAUUGCGACACGGACGAUGAAUGCGACGUGGGGCUCAUUUGCUUUACGCGUGUCUCGUACCAGACCGUACCAGGCUGUUUAGGUGGAGAAUCCGAUCCUAGAAGUGCGGACUACUGCAUCGUGGAUCCAAAUCCAAAUCCAAGUCCUACAAUGUCCAAACCUCCGCAAGCUUCUCCGACGGCUCCGCCCCCCACAGUUCCACUAGCAACUCUUGAAACCAUGAUUGUGGGCAACAAUGGAAGGCCCUUUGGGAGAUUUCCCCUUAGUCUCUGUCAAGGCGAUUGCGACUCGGAUAGCGAAUGCGCUGAAGGACUCGUCUGUUUCGAUUCAACUCCGGGAGCUCCCGUUCCUGGAUGUUUGGGGUUACCAAGCAAUGGAGACUAUUGCAUUGUUGAUCCUGGUACUGCAGCUCCAAUUUCAUAUGCGGCGACAACUCUGCCUACAAACAAGCCCACACAGCGACCAACUUUGAACAAUAGUAGUAAACCCACUGCCAAGCCAACCAGCAAACCGACCACGAAACCAACUGCUAAACCUACUAGUAAACCGUCGAAUAGCCCGACCCCCAAUCCGACUCGAAGGCCUACAGCAAGACCAACUCCCGCGCCGGUGACUCUGAAGGAAAUUGAAUCUGUCGGAAGGGGCAACCCAAAUGCAUAUCCUUUGAAGCUCUGUCAGGGUGAUUGCGAUAAUGACAAUGAUUGUGAGGGGACGUUGAUUUGCUAUCAACGAGACGGAGGGGAAGAAGUUCCAGGAUGCCGUGGCGGAUUAGAUGACAACAGCCGCACAGAUUACUGUGCCUUUCCACCCACUCCAAAUCCAACAUCAUACCCCACUCCAAAUCCAACACAAUACCCCACCCCAAAUCCAACCAAAAACCCCACACGCAAACCCACACUGGCUCCCACUCGACAACAGACAAAAGCUCCUAGCCCAAACCCCACAAAGCGACCUACUCAUAUGCCCGUUGCCUGGCCUACAGUCAGACCCACCAAAGAUCCCACGAGAACCCCAACAGAAACGCCAACCAAAACACCAACAGCAACAGAGGCGCCAACCAUUGGACCUACGCCUUUGCCUACAACCGCGAAGCCAACACAAGCCCCAUCGCCAAUUCCCGUUCCUGCUCCAAUCCACAAUAUUCGACUUCGCCUCUACUGGGAAGAGGGGUACACGUGGCAAGAAUCUACGACAGAAAAGUUCUGGUGUAUGAUGGCUGACUAUCGAGGAAAGCCUGGAACAGGACGAUGCUGGCAUGGCCAAUCCACAGCGCCUUGUGCUCGAGAUCAACUGUACGUGGCGGACUGUAACAGCGACAGACGACAACGAUUUAGCAUCAUGUUUGUGACGCACGAUCAAGUCAUGAUUAAAGUAGCACGUGACAAUAGAUGCUUUCAACGCAAUGGGCAGUUGAUUCAACUUCGUGCAUGCGACCCUACAAAUGAUUUGCAAAGGUGGUUUUCACGUCGUGGAGCCUUCAUCCAAAGAAGGUUCGAACUGAGUAAUCCAACGUUACCUGAAUAUUGUGCUACUCAAGAGCAUCACCCCAAGCCAGGUGAACAGGUUUACCUCGAGCCUUGCAUCCUGGCUCGGCAUCCAGUCCAUCAAACAAACUUUUGGACGAAAUUUUGA
Seminavis robusta is the source of this 2286-nucleotide messenger RNA. NCBI's taxonomy places the organism in Eukaryota, Bacillariophyta, Bacillariophyceae, Naviculales, Naviculaceae. The record is from the annotation of a GenBank genome assembly.